Salarias fasciatus (jewelled blenny) is the source of this 2720-nucleotide messenger RNA. It is a transcript of the gene dthd1, whose product is annotated as death domain containing 1. The transcript is spliced from 10 exons. The coding region runs from base 1 to 2592 and encodes 863 amino acids. NCBI's taxonomy places the organism in Eukaryota, Metazoa, Chordata, Actinopteri, Blenniiformes, Blenniidae. The record is from RefSeq and is a predicted model, not a curated record.
AUGACUGAGAACGCUCAGUUCAUCCCUUCAGCUGAAGCUGCUCGGGAGUUUGAAGACGUCAGACGCCACGGAGAUGUUGAUAAAGGUCAAACAGAAGAAGAGAUGUUCAGCGAUGCAGAGGACAAAAGAAAGGAUGAAAGGAAAACAAGUGUCCUCGAGGAGAGAGAGUGCAAGCAGAAGCUUCUGGGAGUGCUGGGCGAGAUGAAUGCUGUUCAUUCAGAUAGACUCACAGUUUGGAGAGGAACCCUCCGAGAGUGUGCCGCCCUGCUCCAGACGUCUCCAGCAGAUGGUGAUCCAUCUCCAUCAGAAUCUUCUCUCAGCGAUCUCCUUCAAUGUGUUGGUGAGGAUUUUUUGUCCAUCGUGGAAAAGCUGCACUUCAUCAUUAUGAAGCUGGAUGCAGCAGUUCUCCAAUCAUUUACAGAGGAGGUCUCCGGUGUGUGUUCACCACUGCAGGAUUCUGCAGACACAAAAAACAUUGACAGUGAACCUGAUGAACAGGAGGAUGAGGAUGGAGGUGAUGGGAGACGGACAGCUAUGUCACCUGACACUGAGCAAACACCGGAUUCCACAUUCAGCAGUUCUGGCUGCAAUAAUACGGCAGAUAGUGGAAAAGAAUUACAAGCCAAAGGUCAAUUGAGGGACUUUCUGGAGAAAUCCAUUCAUCCUCAGGCUGAUUUAGAGAAGGAGACAGAAAAGGACCAAGAGAGAAUUACCGAGGAGAGCAAAGAAGAGAAAAAAGAAGAGACAAAAAGUGACUGGAUUACAGUGGGGCUCACCGGUCAGGUGCAGGAUGCCGACUGCGGAGUACCAGACGCGUGUUUCAUCAAAGUGCCUGCGGGCACACAUGCAGCUCUGAGAUGCGAAGUUGCAGACAGUCUGAGUUGCCUGAUGGUGACCGACUCGGAGGAGCUGGUCAGCAGAGUGAUCCGAGUCAAAGUUCAGGAUGGAAACACCUUUCACUUUCCGCUGACGGUGAUUGUGCCUUUUCAUGCUCGUUACCGUGGAAACUACAGGGAUGUUGCCGUGAAGAUGAUGGACGAAGAGAGGAGGGUUAGCUACGUCAGUCCUGUUACAACAGAGGGGUUGUACGGAGGACAGAAGGGCUCGUUUGCAGAGGUGAAGGUGUACUCGCUGGGUCUAUUUGCCGUGGUCUCCUGUCUAAAACGGGAAAAUUACACCGUUCAAAGGAGGGGUCUGUCACUCAGACUCGUCAUGGACCCUCGGAUCUGUCUCAACUACCUCCCAGGAUCCUUCACUGUGCCUGUGAUGGCACAAGCCAUGAUUCAGCCGGUGGAGGCCGUCCUCCUGACUGCCGUCAAAUCCAGAAAUGACGAGUAUCGUUCUGUGGCGUCUACCAGCCCGCUGCUCUACCUCACCCACCCCAGAUCACAGCCGCUCAGGAGGGCCCUCGCCGUGACGCUGCCGUGCCCUCCCAACCCUGAAAAGAGGAAGAGCCAAAAAGAAAACCAAGACUCCCUCCCCGUCAGUGCCUCCCUGCAGUGGGAUCACCGAGUUUCAAACAGAAAAAGGAUCUCGGCUGCUUCGGUGAAGUCGAAGGAGAGGUACAACGAGUCUCUGGCUGUGCUGGGCUCAGUGGAGAAACAGUGGAGGGUUCUGGAUCAGGUGUCCGCCAAGAACCAGCAGAAUGGACUGGUGUCCUUCGACGUGAUGGAGAACUUUGACAGACUGCUGGUGGUGCGUCUCCUCGGCCCUCUGCCCCCCGGUGUGCUCGCCUCCCUGGCGGAGGAGCUGGAGGAGGCGGUGUGCUGCCACAGCGUGACCGUGGUCCUGCAGCGGCGGCAGGACGAGCCCCACGCCGUCCUGGUGGCCGCCCUGCCCAGCAGAGACCUCGGCUGGGAGCUGAGCCGACUGCGGGCUCAGGGCUACAGCGGCCCGGCGGAAACCUCGCCGGAGGUCUGCAUGCGCGAGGCCGAUCAGCUGCUGCUCCGUUUCAGUGGCAACAUCACCUCCAAGGUUUGUGCUCAAGAUGACAAAAACAAGUCUGCACUCCAGCGACUCACCUUCCACAGCCAGAGGAAGAAUCACCUCCUGCUGCAGCUGACCGAGGUGGACCCCUUUGGAAACUACAGCUCGCCGCACUACAAGGGCACGCUCCUGUUUCACAAGGUCACCAGAGGUCAGCUGGAGUGGCGAGGGGACGAAGCCGCCCUGAAAGACACAAAACUCCUGGGGGAACCCGUCUGCAAGCUCUCGCUGACCCUGCCGAAGAAGGCGAGAAAGACAAAUCAGCCAAUCACAGCUCGGGUGAAGAUGUGCGAAGACUCAGAUUCCUUGUCGGACUCUCUUCUUCAGUGGUUGUCUGGCGAGCUGUCGGAGGAGGAGCUCCCCCUGCUGGUCGCCUCCCUGCGUCUCCGGCGAAGCGCCGCCCAGAUGGCGAAGCUGCGGGCCGGGGACGGCCCGUCCUCCCGGGCGUUCCACAUGCUGGCCACGUGGAGGCGGGGGCUGCCCGCCAUCCCCCACCAGCCUAAGGCCUCGCAGCUCGCUCGCUGCCUGGCCAAGAGCGGCAGGCCGGAUCUGGCCCGGGAACUGCUGCUGAGACAGGCCGCGGGCGCCGGGCAGAGCCCGCGCUAACAGCUCACACUGUGGGUUAAAUGGCGUCCAAAGAGUUGGUGGUGGUGGACUAAGAUCGAGAUUACAUGUUCUAUCUGUGUAUGAUCCCACAGUCAGGACCACAUGUUACAGAGUGACUCUCUGUCGUA